Messenger RNA from Colletotrichum navitas, 363 nucleotides. RefSeq lists its product as uncharacterized. The coding region runs from base 1 to 363 and encodes 120 amino acids. Lineage: Eukaryota; Fungi; Ascomycota; Sordariomycetes; Glomerellales; Glomerellaceae. The transcript has 2 exons. The record is from RefSeq and is a predicted model, not a curated record.
AUGUGUGCGUGUACGUGUGUGUGUGUGUGUGUGUGUGUGUGUGUGUGUCUGUGUCUGUGCGGUAACGGCGGCGGCGGAGAAGACGCACAAGGCAGUUGUCAUUCUCCUCGGCAAUCGCUGGACGGCGGGGCCGUUGUUACUCCCCCCCUGUUUGGUCCUCCUUAUUCGUGUCUCUGUUACCCUGUGACUGCUCUUACUCCUCCUCCUCCGCUUCUCUUGGCGCCUCCUCCUGGUGCUGCCACUCGGCCUCAUGGUGUCAUCAGUCCGCUGGUCUCACUCCGUCUCCAAACUCUGCUCUACUGCCGCCGGUCCUCUUCCAAGAGGUGCAAAGCUUCCAGCUCCUCGCCAUCCUAUCUCUCUUGA